Penicillium alfredii is the source of this 1332-nucleotide messenger RNA. RefSeq names its product TFIIH/NER complex subunit SSL1. NCBI's taxonomy places the organism in Eukaryota, Fungi, Ascomycota, Eurotiomycetes, Eurotiales, Aspergillaceae. Bases 1 to 1332 code for a protein of 443 amino acids. Gene Ontology annotation, biological process: DNA-templated transcription; regulation of transcription by RNA polymerase II; nucleotide-excision repair. Gene Ontology annotation, molecular function: zinc ion binding. Gene Ontology annotation, cellular component: transcription factor TFIIH holo complex; transcription factor TFIIH core complex. The transcript has 3 exons. The record is from RefSeq and is a predicted model, not a curated record.
AUGGCCGACUCGGACGAAGAAUACGUGGGCGAAGUCACGGAGGACGAGGAUGACUUCCAGGUGACCCACAAUGAUCGGACGCGGUCCAAACGAAGGAGGCAGCGAGGAGGUGCCGAGUGGGAGCUCUCCAGGACCUGGGAGACAUUAGUCGAGGGCGCAGAUGGCACAAUCAGCUCGACCGUGGAUGGGCUGCUUGAGGCUGGGAAACGAAAACGGCUGUUAAAGGAUACAACACCAUUGCAGCGCGGAAUCAUUCGACACCUUAUCCUAAUCCUCGAUCUUUCGCAGUCCAUGUCCGAGAAGGAUCUGCGGCCGACACGAUACCUCUUGACUCUCCGAUAUGCCCAGGAUUUCGUGAGAGAAUUCUUUGAGCAAAAUCCUAUCUCCCAACUCGGAGUGCUGGGCUUAAGAGACGGGCUCGCCGUUCGGGUCAGCGACAUGAGCGGCAAUCCAACUGAGCAUCUCACGGCUAUCCAAGCUCUCAGGACCCAAGAGCCAAAGGGACUUCCCAGCCUACAGAAUGGAUUGGAAAUGGCUCGGGGUGCUCUUUUCCAUACACCUAGUCAUGGCACCCGAGAGGUGCUGGUUGUCUUUGGUUCUCUCCUCUCCUCCGAUCCCGGAGACAUUCAUCAAACCAUCAGUACCUUGAUCGGCGAUAGAAUCCGGGUUGGGAUCGUCGGCCUCGCUGCCCAAGUGGCUAUCUGUCGCGAUCUUUGCUCAAGGACGAACGGGGGCGACGAGACCGCAUACGGAGUUGUGCUAAAUGAGCAACAUUUUCGAGAACUGAUGAUGGAUGUCACUACACCUCCAGCUACAUACUCUCAGAGAGAAUCUGCAAGCUCGUUGCUUAUGAUGGGGUUUCCCUCUCGCACCGUGGAGUCCAGUCCUUCUCUCUGUGCAUGCCAUUCGAAACCAUCGCGAGGCGGCUAUCUAUGCUCGCGUUGUGGCAGCAAAGUUUGUAGUCUUCCGGCCGAGUGCCCGUCUUGCGGUCUCACUCUAAUCCUGUCGACUCACCUUGCGCGGUCGUACCAUCAUUUAUUCCCGCUGAUAAACUGGGUUGAGGUACCGUGGCGUCGAGCCUCGCGAAGCUCGGCUUGCUUUGCCUGUGGUCUUCCCUUUCCACCCCUACCCCCAGAAGAUCAAUGGCAAACGGCCGAGAAUCAGACCAAGGGAAUGAGUGCCAGCAGUCGCUACGAAUGCACCGCAUGCCAAAAUCAUUUCUGUAUUGACUGCGAUCUCUUCGCUCAUGAAGUCGUGCACAACUGCCCCGGCUGCCAGAGCAAAAACACAGGAGCUGGGGUGCCCAACGAUGGCAUGGAUAUCACGGCGUAA